AUGUCUGACCUAUUCGAAGACCCCCUCAAGCCCGAGAACAACCACGACAUGUCCCUAACCCCAUUCCACAUCUUCACCCUCGCCCUUUCCUCCCUCUCCCUCAUGCUCAACAACCUGCCCUCUUCUUCCCCGUUCGCCCCACUCUCAGGUCCAUGCACUCGCCUGACAGUCUUGCUCGUGCUCCUGCUCCUAGCUUACCAUGCUCUACUUUGGAUGAUCCAACAACACGAAGCUGACGUCAAGCGCGCACAUGCUAAAGAAGAGAGAAUGCAACACGACCCGUCAAAGAAGGGCGAAUUCAAAAAGAAGAAGAAUGACUGGGAACAUCAGUACGGCCACCCUUCGCACUACCUCACUACACGGGAUGGUAAACCGCGGCUCUUUCCAUUCCCGCUCGGGCUGGCUGGCGCUUCGUCGGCAUUGAAAGAGCUUUGGUGGGAAGCUGGCAACACACCCCACGUGGGGCACUACAAUCAGCGCGAGACGCCCGCUGCGCGUGAACAGAUGAGGAAAGAGAUGGAAGUCAAGGAGGCACAGAGGCAGAAAGAAGCGAAAAAGAGGCUGAAGGCGAUGGAAGGGGAGAGGACAAAGUGGCAGAAGCGGUUGACGCAUCUCAAGGUCAUCAUGGCCAUUGUCUGUGUCGGGCUUGUGAGCAAGACAUUGGCGAUAGGUUGUUUGGCAGCGUGGAUCUACUACGUCGUAGCAGCUCAACUAGCGGCCAUGCUCGCGGUCAAGAAAGAGGACGAAGAGAAACCGGCCAAAGAAAAGCAAAAGAUUCCUACUGGUCCUGGGAUGGCGCUCACAUACCUUUAUGAACCCGACGGCGACUGGGUCAAACCAGCAGGCAACAUUCCAACCAAGGCGCCUACCAAUCGUCUCAUGACUUCGUUCGAAAGCCGCUACGCCAUGUAA
This is a messenger RNA of Cryptococcus amylolentus CBS 6039, 912 nucleotides long. RefSeq lists its product as hypothetical. The coding region runs from base 1 to 912 and encodes 303 amino acids. The transcript has 3 exons. The record is from RefSeq and is a predicted model, not a curated record. Lineage: Eukaryota; Fungi; Basidiomycota; Tremellomycetes; Tremellales; Cryptococcaceae.